Molecule: messenger RNA, 1599 nt
Organism: Schistosoma turkestanicum
Lineage: Eukaryota; Metazoa; Platyhelminthes; Trematoda; Strigeidida; Schistosomatidae
Source: the annotation of a GenBank genome assembly
UAAACCCCCAUAUAUAAAUUAUUAUUCCAAAAUGCUUAAAUGAAUUUCUGAGUUAGUGUAUCAUCACCACUAUACGCUAUAGUUCUGUAUAUAUAUAUAUGCAAUCUGAUCGAUAAUUGUACUUACUGUGUAUAGCAGCAGCACCAAAUGAAUUCGUUAGGUUUACAAACAUAUGUAGAAUUAUUUCAUUUUCCAUCAUUAGCUCAAUCAAAUGUUUUCAAUUUAACUUAUAUGAAAUCUGAUCAUGUGAUGAAACGAUUAAAACAUAAUCGUAAAACAUAUGAUAUAUUGGUUGCCUUCUUUCGUCCAGUAAGCGAUCCAAUAGCCAGUAAAUAUGCUUUCAGUAUACAUCAUUUCGAUGUGGAAGACAGAAUUAUUCAACCAAUAACGAAAACUAUUGAUUUCGCUUAUUUACCAGGUGCUUCAGAUAUAGUUUGUAUAAAUGCAUUACAUGAUGAACUAACUGAUGAAUAUUUUGUUGCAAUUGGUUUUGUAAAGGAAGGUGAAAAAGGAUAUCUUAAUAUAUAUAGAUCAAAAUCAGAAGAAAAAUUACCUGAGAAUUGUUUGAGUUAUUCCAAAUUACCAUGUGCACCACUUCAUUUAACUCAUGCAUAUUGUCUCGUUAAAGACGAACACCAAUGGGCAUUCUUUCUAUCCUAUGGUGAACCUUUUAGCGAUAAUCUAAAUGAGAACAAAACUUCAAAUCAACCACAAGUUAGAAUAUUCUCUAAACUAAUUGAUAUUAAUAUUUUUGAACAAGUUGAAACGAAUGAAGAUCCGAAGCCGUCCGAAUUAAAUCAAUCACAAACUAGUCAUUCUACUACAGCUUAUGGUGAAUUAUCAUUUAACACCGCUAUGGUACUUUUCCCAGAGUUAACAAAAUUACCAACAACAUCAAUUUUCCUACAUAUGGAUUUUAAAAUCAUUAAUAAUCUACGUCUUUCAGCUUUUGGUUCACAAGAUGGAUGGUUUGGUUUAUUCGUUGUAGAUAUGCAAUCUCGUACAACUAUACGCCAUUUCAAUUUAUCUCAUGAAUCACCAAUCACAUGUAUCAAAAUAUUUCAGCAAUUCAGUGGAUUAAAUUUGGCUUCACAAGAUGUAAUCAAAAAUGACGAAGAUGUAUCUAUUCUUAAGAAAGAUGUCAACUGUUUGGUGUGUUCCGCUUUUGAACCAACUGUUGUGUAUUGCAAUCUAUUCAAAAAUAAUGGUUUCAAUGUCGCAAAUCAAUUAAUUUUACCAUUUAGUACAGAUUUUGAUCAUGUCAAUUGUGCUUCAGUGGAUGAUUUUAAUUUAGAUGGUAGCAAUGAAAUUCUACUUGGAACAUUUGGUCAACGAUUAUUAUAUUAUGAAUGGGAAUCGAGUAGUAGUAGUAGUAAUACAGAGAAUAUAAAGAAUGGACAAUACAUAUUAAAAGCUCAACGUUCACUUCCUGGUCCAGUAUUUUGUAUAUCACCUGCAUUAGAUUUAAUCGGUGAAGGUUCUUUAUCAUUAGCUAUUCUAACUAGUCGUGGACUACAUAUAUUUCAACAUGAUACAAAUUGUUUAAUUAAAGAAAUUCAUCAUAGAUUAGAUAAUCACUUGAUCAGUGUCAAUAAAUGA